AUAUACAUACAAAUAUCUGUGUUUCGCUAUGAACAUCACCAUUUGCUGACCCAUGCUUCGGUGCGUCCUCUUUACGCUGCAUGCGACUUAUCCGGCAACCACAGUAAUUGCAAUGGUAUAAAGCCUUAAAUAAAAUGGCAUCACAACAACAGCUCCCAUCCACGAACUCUGCGCGACUAGCCAUUACGAGCCUAUGUAACGUACUGCGCAUGCACGGCGUGACCUGCUUGGAGCCAGAGACGAUCAGGCAGGCCAAGUUUGACGGCCCUGUGGCAGGUGCCUUAUGGCGAGGUCUUCACGACACAGUUCUGGUGGUGCUGGCAGGCUGCCCUGCCUGCCCCGCCAUCCCCCUUCAUCCCUCCUCCUCUGCCAGCGUGACUGCUGCGCUUUCCGGAGCGCUUUCACGGCAAUGGCGGCAAGUGGAGUUGGAACGGGCUGGAGGCGAGGAGGAGGAGUUCCCAGCUGAGGGCGUCUCCCUGGUCCUGCACCAUCUAGCAUCCUGGGGCGCACCGCCCCACCUGCUGCGCCUACUGCAGCCCCACCACCCUCCUCACCAUCCCAACCACCAGCAGCAGCAACAGCAGCUCCACCACCCCCCUGCCGGCGCCUGCUGGCGCUCCCGGCAGCUGCUGCUGGCGCUAGGGUGGUUGGUGGCGGCUGCGGGGCUGUUUGAAGCGCGUAUUGGGGAGCUGGAGCCCGGGUCAGGAGGAGGGGCAGCAGGAGCAGAUGUACGGGCGCUGCUGCCGCCGUACCCUCAGGACUCGUGUAACAGUCCUGCCGUACAUGCAGCGUACGAUACAGCCGCGAGCGAGGCACGUGACCACGUGCAGCGGCUGCUCCCAUCAACCUCACAAACCGCUGCUACAACCGCUACAAAUGCCGUACAGCAUCGUUGUCGUACUGUGAACACCCGCGGGGACCCCUUUGGCCCCGCUGCUGCUUCGCUGGCUGCGGAGGGUGUGUGGGGCGAGGUGGAGGUGGCGGCUCAACGAGCGGUGACGUUGUGUGGGCGGGUGCGGGCGCGCCUGGUUACUCUGCAGUCUGCUACCGACUGCCGCCACAGACUGCACCAUGCCAUCUGGGCACGCCAGGCGGCUGCCUCGCCCUCCUCACGCCCGCUCACGCCGUACGAACUGCAGCUUUGCGCCAACCCGACUGCCGUACAGCGUCACAUGGGGGCCCUGGAGUCGGCGACGCUAGCGCUUCUAGAACAGCAGGAGUUGGCAGCCCAUGGCGAGCUCUUCUUUGACUGGCUGGGAAGCGUGAUGGAGGAGGAGCAACAGGCGCAACAACAACAACGUCGGUGCCCUGGGAAGCAGCAAGGGACGAACACCCAGUCCUCAGGCGCUUCCAGCAGCGGUUCGUUAGCCUCUCUGGAGCAACUGCCGUACAUUGGCAGUACGGCAGGAUCACGGCUCGCCGCUCAUCUGGAGGCCCAACUGCAGGCUGCCGUACAAGCAGCAGAACCCGAGCUCUCAGCUGCUCGACGGAGAUCUGCCGCCAGCACUGCCGCAGCCACACCUGCGGGGGUCAGCGUGCAGCUCUUUCUGUCUCUGGCGGAGCAAGCAGUUUCGCAGCAAUCCGAAGGCUCCUGGCAACUUCCUCCAGGAGCCGACUCCGUGUGCCAACCUGCCGCACCUAGCAGCAACAGCAGCAGCGGUAGCAUGUACACAGCAUGUGGAGAAGGAAGCCUCGGUGGGGCGUUCCCGCCGCUUCCGCAGCCACCACCUCUCAUGGACGCAGCAGCUGCAGCUGCGGGUCCCUGGCGCCUGCCUGAGGACAUCGCCACCGCCCUCACCGCCGUCCAUGAAGCCCGCCGGAUACACCAGACAACAGCCGCCAAGGACUCCCAAUGCUUCAACCAGCUCCGGUACGCCUCGCUGCUACGAUACGAUUAUUCCGCCGGCUCCAGCGGAGGGCCAGGAGCAGGUGGGCCCCUGGCGGCGGUGUUGGCGGCGGCUGCCAACGGAACCGCCGGCGGCGGCGGAGGUGCACCCCUGGCGGCGGCGGCGGAUGAGACGCAGCGGUUGUUGGCGGCGGUGUUGGCGGCGGCGCGGCCGCUGGCGCGGACCCGGGCGGCGCACAAGGCGGCGUUGUUGGCAGCGUUGGGGGACUUGCCGGAGGGGUUCCUGGUGGCUGGGGUGUAGCUGGUGGUGGCGAUGACACUGGUGUCGUAAGCAGUGUUGUACUAGUUCUUACAAGCAGCAGCACCCACAUUGCAGCAACAGCAGCAGCAACAACACCCCUUUGCGGCCAUUAUGCCCGGGGGUGGUGGCCUGUUGCGAAGGAAUGUAACGAAAGCAGCUCUUCUUGGCGCGGUUUACGGCGCUUUAUAUGUCAGGUGCGGAGUAGCCGUGCCUGCACCGUGCCAUGAGCGUGGACAACCCCGGCAGCUGCGUUCACGGCUACGGUGCUGCAUGCCAGUUUGGGAUUACAGUGACGGUCAAUUCUUCAUGUUCAUGAUACAGACUGGGCCAGGUUGGUGUUCCCCUCACCAUUAAAAGGGCACACUCGCAUGAGUGUCGGGUCCCGUAUGUCCUCUACUGCUUCCAUGUACAACACGACAAUACAGUGUAGGGUUGGGUUCAGCGCCCGUCUUACCUUUUAGGGAG
Messenger RNA from Astrephomene gubernaculifera, 2612 nucleotides. Lineage: Eukaryota; Viridiplantae; Chlorophyta; Chlorophyceae; Chlamydomonadales; Astrephomenaceae. The record is from the annotation of a GenBank genome assembly.